This is a messenger RNA of Cinara cedri, 22295 nucleotides long. Lineage: Eukaryota; Metazoa; Arthropoda; Insecta; Hemiptera; Aphididae. The record is from the annotation of a GenBank genome assembly.
CGACCUUGUGCCGCGCACGGUCCUUUUUAAAUUUCGUCUUGACUGUGCGACAUUGGUGCGGUGUGCCGACCGGUGUGUGAUCGUUAUUUUCUCCUCACCGCCGCGCGCCGUCCCCCCCGUCGUUACUCGUUGGUGGGGCGCGACGCGAAAGAGGUGACGGACCGACGGAGAGCGUAGCGAAAAAAAAAAUAAAAUAACCGUUCAAAAACUUAUCGCCGUCCGGUGCAUACGCACCUCGUCGCGCAGACACCGUGUACAGUCGUAUUAAUUUCCGUGCGCGUAUUAAAUAGAAAAAAAUUCAUAAAAAAAAAGAAGUCGGUUAAUUUUCCUCAUUUUUUUACCUUCUGUAUUCGCCUCUGGAUUCUUCGACGUUUGCGUCGUAAUCGGGCUACGUUCGCGACCCAGGGGCUGGUAGGCACCGGCUCAGACAACGUGGUAUGGAUCAUCGGCCGGCCUUUGUCGAACCGUUGUCGUUGACGCUGCCGCCGCCGCCGCCGCCGCCGCCGUCGAUCGCGUAUGUCGGCGGUCGCCGACGCCACCGCUUCUGCUGCUGCUUAUCAGCUGCCGCUGUGUUGUAGUAACGGUUUUGCGUACACACAGAUACGGAUGCACGGAGGUACCGCUCGCGUGACGUCUCCGCGCUCGGCCACCGAUUUUUGUUAUUUUCGUACACCGUCCGUAUUUCAUUAUUAGUUAUUAUUAUAAUAAUAAUACACGGUUACGAUUCUCAACACUGUACGUGUAACUGUACAAUAUUAUAAUACCGGUUUUCAAAACCUAAACGCAAUUCAAUCGGCUCUUUUUCCCGAACCGUGUUAAUAAUUAUUGCAAAUACCGUUCAGGGAUCGCACCGCACACAAUAAUAUACCUGUCGAGUUUACUUGCAAAUACCUAGGUACAUACAAUUUGCGUUUCGGUUAGGUAGUGAUUUUGUUUUGCCCUGUUCGUUGUUCACCACUGGCGCCGUCGUUUUUACCGCGACGACGUCGUUUCGACGGUAUACCUAUUUUCCUGUAUGCCGAUCAGCCCGUACCGUCCGGAAAAGCUAACGGACCGCGUCGCCAACAUGCAAGUGGAGGACGCGUAUUUCGAGGGCAUCAACUUAAAACUGGCCAUGGACAUCAAAAUCAAACGUACCGACGGUGAGUGGAUAUACCUACUUACUACUACACGUCUUCGCACUUAAGUAGAAAUAAUCGUACUCGUGUUUAGUAUGUAAUGUACCCGCGGACGUGGACGCAUAGGUAUUAAAAUUAAAAAAAAAAACAUGCUAGUUAUUGGUUGGUUUUGAUAAUUCGAGAACUGUAUCGGUAUCCACUGUGCACCAUUGUCGUUAAAAGUUAUGGUUAUUUCGUCAUUCUAGGCUGUUGUAUGUCCCAUAUGCUGGCCAUGUACGGGUAUGUUUUGGACUGUUAAAUGUGUGUUCGGCCAAAACUCCACUGAUUAUGAAUGUGUACAAUUGCAAUUCAUUGAUAAUUUUUUCAUCCCUUUAAUAGUUGUAUUACAGUAUUACUUUGGAGCAUUGAAAUAUUCAUAGAAGGAACCAAUUUGUGAAAUUUUGUUGUUGAUUAGGUGUAUUGAUACUCUAGUUGAUACCUAGGUACCUUCAUACAUUAAAAAUUGUUUUAUCUAAAAAAAAUUGUCCACUUUGAUAUUUUUGUUGAAAUUAUUUGCUUAAUUUCAAAUUUAUCCUAAAAUCAAAUUGUUAAGCACAGACAGUACCAAUUUAUACCAGAAGAUAAAUCACUAUGUAAAUAGAACAAAUGAACCAAUAUUUGGUAACCGGGAAAAUCUUUGGUAAUCAUUGAGAAAAUUAUGAUAUUCUGGAAUCUGGUAUAUACGAUAUUUAUCAGUGAUUUACCUGCCCUAAUUUUAUGAGACUAUAAUCAGAACUAGGUAAAAUUAAUAAUCAUAAUUUGGCAAAUCUUGCUUAAUCUUUUACUAGUUAUAAGAAUUUACUCAUUUAUGUUGACUAUUGAUAAAGUAUCUAAUUUUAUAAGUAGGUAUAUAUACUGUAUAUAUCUACUAUAUCUACUCAUUCGUUAGGCUUAUUGAUAAACAUUGUUUAACUUGACAUAAUUGAAAUGUACCUACCCAUGUUAUUUGGAGGAUGACAUUUUGUAGUGGCGUUUAGCCAAUUUAAAUGUUUGCUAAAAAUUCUAAUGUAUUCUUGUAGAUGGAUAAUGUUAAACUAAAAAUCAAUAUGUAGAACUCUACCUCGGAAUUUUACCAGGAAUUUUAUUAUUGAAACAAAUUUAGAUUAGAUUUGUGAAAUUUGUUGAGAGUAUAUUUGAUUUUUAACUUGACAAAAAUACUGAAAAAAUAGAUAGGUAUCUAGGUACUUUAUACGUUUAAUUUGUAUUAUGUUGGUCUUAAUUUAUUGUAGGUAUUUGUGAUUAGUGUUUCUAACCAAAUUAAAUCUGUAUAAAUUAAACAAUGUACUAUAUGUACAUAGUAACUAUUAUGUUAUUGGACCUUAAUGUAGUGGUAUUCAACAGAAUAUUUAAUAUAUUUAUGUAAUAAUAUAAAUGUAUUGCAAUGAUAAUAAUCAUACAUACUAUUUUAAGAUAUUAGUUAAUAAUAUUGCAGUAAUUCUAAAAAGCAAAGCUUGUGCUGGGGGAUCAUCUCUUAUACAAAUAAAAUAUCAAACAGUAUUAGAAACAAAAUUAGAAUAAACCAAUAGAGGAAAACAAUAUAGGUACUAAUUAUAACUAUCAACAAAAUAACAAAGAAGUACUUUUCAUCAACAACAAAACUAAUACCAAUGUAGUGUAUUAUGUAUAUAUAUAUAAUAAAAACCGAGAUAAAACAAAAUUAAGUUCUUACAAAAGGAAAUAAAUAAACAAUAAAUCAUAUUUUUAUUAUUACUUAUAUAAUUCAAAUUUAGGGGAAAAAGAUGAUUAUUGCAAAUUAAUACAAAAGGUUAAAUACCUACCUAAAUAAUUUUAAAAUACUAAUGAUUAGCGAAUAAAAUAUUAAUAAUAACAAAAUUAUUAGAUAUACAUCUAUAUAUAGGGAAUAAGGAAAAGAGCAUUAGAGGCGAGUAUUGAAGAAAAAAAAAAAUACAAAAAUUGAUUAAUGAUUGUAGGAAAUCACUAUUGAUGUGAAUUGAGGGGGUGUGUGAGUAUGUUGUGUUCGAUUGUAUUGGACUUAAACCUGUGGUUGGCAAAAUUAUAAAAAACAAGAGCGUACAGGAGUGUAGCUAUACAGAACAUAUUGGAUGCCAUUUGUGCUUGAUUGAUCAGAGGAAUUUCCUUUGGAUUCAUCAUAUUUUUCUAAUUUAUUAUUUUAGAUUUCUAAUGUUCAUAAUAAUAUUGUACAAUUUUAAAAUUACAUUUUUGAAAAAUUCACUUACUGUUAGAUAUACAGGAGAUAUUUAGUUUGUGAUUGAAUAAUUUAUCUACAAUAAUGUAUGUAAUAAAUAAAAAAAUUUAUUUAUGUUUUUGUCUUAUACCUACUUUGCAUUAUUAUUUUUUAAACUAUUUACCUAUGUAUUAAUUUACAAUGGGGCUAUUUUUGCCAUUGUCAUGAUACAGGUACUUUAUUAUUCUUAAAAAAAAAAAUAUACCUACCACAUUGUAUCUUGCACCUCUACCCUCAUAAAGGCAUAAUUUUUUUAAAUUUUGUGGUACAUUAAUAUAAGUAUUAUGAAAUGUUAUUUUUAAACUUUAUAAAUUUACAUAACAGAAUUUGAAUGUGAUUUUAGAAGUAAAACACCUAAAUGACUAAGUAUGUUACAUGCACUGUAGGUAUUUAAGCUAAUGACAAUGACAUUAAAAUUGUUUAUAAAAAUUUGACUGUCGAAACAUAAAACACAGUAACUAAUAUUUUACAAAUUGUACAGUAGAGCCAUUUUAGUAAUUUGUCCAACACAGGUUAGGGGUUAUUGCAAUUUCUAUGAUUAAUUCCAAAGGUAAUACAAAUAUUUUGACCAAAAGUGUGUAAUAUCAUAAAAUUUGUUCAAUUUAAUUCUAAUAAAAAUUAAUAUUAAUACAUGAAAAAUUAUAAAAAUGUUGGUUGGUAACUAUGUAUUAUGAUUUUAUUGUUGAAUACAAUACCUACUCGCCGGAUGCCUGUUCAUCCAAAAAAUAUAGAAAACCAGCUGCCCACCAACUAAACUGCACAAGCAAUUAGCUCUAUUUUCUAAUUUUGAAUGAAUAACCAUAAUGAUAUAAUGUAUUAUGUUUAUUAGAUAUGUAUUAAAACCAUUAUUUCAUAUUCUUUUUGAAUAAUUUGUUUUAUUUCGUUCUACUGUAUUUUAUAAUAUUUUUUACUGGUUUAUGUGAAAAAUUAUACAAAUUGCUGUGCUUUUCUUAUUGAAAUAUACAGGUGUUCCGCUCUAAAGAAAACUAAUUAUGUAUCUUCACAUUGUCUUACUUUAUUGCACCUUUAUAUUUUUAAUUAUAUUGCCAGUAUAUAUUUACAAAAAUCCAAUUCUAAGAUGUCCUCAUAAUGUUUUUUUAAAAUGCCAACUAGGAGUUAGUUUUUUUUUUGUAAUUGAGGAUAAUACCAAUAUAGUAUAACUGUGUAGUGUGGAUAUAUAAAUUAAAACAUUUUAUAGAGUCAGUGGAUGUAACCAUUUAAAGUCAACUACCAUAAGUGGGGGUAUUUAGAGUAUAUGUAUACAUAUGUUCUUAACAGUUAUCAUAUUAUCUAAUAUCUAUGUAUGAGACAGUAUUUUUAAUUUUUUAAUUUCUUUAAUUCUGAAAAUUUGAAUUAUUCACUAUUUAUCCAGUAUUUAGUACCUACUUAAUCUAAAUACGUUAUUUUUGCUGUUUUUUAUAAUGGUAGUUAAAUUUUUUUCCUGCAAUUCAUUCUAUAACACUAAUUGUGUGCAUAUUUAUUUUAUUUUUAUAUACUCUUAUAAUUUUUCGACUUGUCCUGUAUGUUUAAUAAAAUAAUUCCACUUGGUAACAAUUCCAAAAGUAUCGUAAGUAAUUAAUAAACAAAAAUACAUACAAAUAGUUGAUAAUAACUUUACUAUACAUACAUUAUGAUAAAUGGUUACUUUCAUGUCAUUUAGAAAAUAAAACCUUUUGAUAGAUGAAUAGAUUCAUCAUUAUUUUUGCAAUAUCCUUUCAAGCUAAGUGGAAGCUCAUUUUUGUUUUGAAGUACCCCAUAAACAUAUAUUUACCUAAUGUGCUGGGAAUCGCCCCAAUUUGUUAGUUUAUACAGUUUUCACUGUGUUUAGCAGUUGUAUGGAAAAAUUUAAGUUAAUUCAAAUUUGAUAUAAGUUUUCCAUUCAUAAUUGCAUUAUGGAUAAAAUGUUUUCACAUUUCUUUUUGAACAAUAAACAGAAUCAUCUGAGAGAGUAAAAUAAAACAAUAAUUUUACGGAAAUCACGUAAUUCUCAUAUACAUUAUUGUUGGCAGUUGAUACAAAAAAUUUAACGAAUUACGAAAAUUAUAGUAAAUCGGUUUUGACACCAGUCAACCAAAUGUAAAUUUCUUAUCACAUAGUUUCCACUUUUUUUUUUUACAAAAUAAUCAAAACCUGUACAUGUAGGUACAAUUAUGCAUUUAUCUACCUAAGAUAGCUACAUUUUUAAUUUAUGAAGUCAGGAAUACUAGUUUUAAGAACAAUUACCAAAUGAUUCGUCUUUAGUAGGAAAUUCCCAACCUUAAUAAAUAUUCGAGUAAGUAUUGAACUUGUGUGAUAAUUGUACUUAUUUAACAAAGAACUAAAAACAGUUUUCUUCCUCUUUGUCUUCACCUCACUCAAGUAUAUACAACUACUCACAAAGCUACUCUCAGUAAGAAUAUGAGUAUAUUUUUAAAAAUAUCAAAAUUAAUACAGAACAACUAGGUAAACCACAAUAUUUGUUUGUAAGCUAUUGGUUAUAAUUGCCAUCUAAUUCAAUUAUUAAAUAUUAAUUAUAACUUAAAUUACUAUUGAUUAAAAUGAUAGUACACCUAGUAUGUUACUAAACGUUAAUUAUUUAUUUUUAUGGUUAAGUGCUUAAUACAAUUUAAAAAUAAAAUUAUUUACUAAUAAAUUAUAUUUUUUGUUAUAUAAACUGUGUUAAAAAUAAAGUCAUUUUUUUUUUGUAAUUUAAAAUAUGUAUAUAUUUUCUUUAUAUUGUUAGAUAUUAAACUUUAAUUAAAUUUAUGUACAAUUUUAAUUGUAUUAUAUAUUUACUUUUCCUCGUAUAAUUUAGGAGGAUAAUACUUUUUAUCCUUAAAUAAUUGGAUUAAAAAACAUAAAGUAUUUUAAAAUUGUUUUGUGCUAGUAGGUUUUUUCUAUGUAUAUAUAUAAUAAUAAUAAUUAGAGAAAAAAAUGAUUCUGUGGAGUAUUUUUUUUUUUUAAUUAUUUGGUACCUAAGUUAGUAAAAACAAUUGAUAUAGGUAUAUUAUGUUCAAUAUUGUGAAUAAAUAUAUUGCAUUUUCCUUCACUUUUUUUUUUUAUGCUUAUACCAAUAAUUUUAAAAAGUAUUAAUUUAAUAAUUUUAAAAUUUGUUUUAUUGAUUACUACCUAUAUUUAAUUUGUGUAAGUUGGUUAUUUAUACAUUUUUUUUGUUUUUUAUAUUCAUGAUAAUUUUUACUACCUACCCUUCUAGGUAGGUAUGUAUUGUUACGGAAAUAUUUUCUGAAAUAAUGGGUAGGUAAAUGUAUGUAUUUUGUGUUUUGGGUGGGUGACAAGACAACAGUUGUUUGACCUUCAGUAAUAUCUUCUGUAGGCGGCCUGGCAGUCACAAGACCAUAUAAGGAGGUCCAGAAAAUGCAGACUCUAACGUAAGGGCCACUGUGUACUGUAGUAGGUCUCGACUCUUUUGUUUCAAUAAUAUCAAUGUUUAAAAAAAAUUAAUAUUGUUAAAAUGCUACAGGUAGUACUCACUUGUCCAGUAUAAGAUUAAUAAAAUUAUUCUGAAAGUUUUUUUUUUUAAACUACCUAGAUUAUAUAUAAUUUGUAAUUAUUUAAGUUGAAAGAUAUGCAAAACAAAUAUUAUGCAAUUGUUUAUUUCUGUGUACUAAUAAUAAUAUUUUGUUUAUAUAAAUAUAUAUUUUAAUUAUAACUUGGUAAUAUUAUGGUUAUGAACUAUUCAGAAACAAUAUUGUUUUGUAGGUAUGCGAUUUUGUAGUUAUCUAUUGUUUAUACAAAUACAAAAAAGUUUAUUGAUUAAUACAGAGUAAUACCUAUUAUACUUAAAAUUACCUCAUAUGUAUAUAGGUCCAAAAAAAUGUUAGCCAAACAUAAUUAGUUUUUAUAAAUUUGUUUUUUAUCUUUUAAAAUUGGUUAUUUUUUAAAUAUACUAAAAUACAUGUUAGAUAUUUAUUAAAAUUUAAAACUACUACCUACCUAAUCGUGUAAAAACAUGAAACUUCCUACACAUUAUGAAUGAAAAUGAAUAAUUUCAAUUGAUAACCGUUGAAAGCAAUUAAUAACUUUUUGGUUUGACCAUAUUUAUACAAUUAAAAUAAAAUAGAUACUUAAUACAUUUUUAAAUUUAUGUAAUUCUUUUGAAUAUUAUACCAGGUAUUAUAAUUAAAAUUCAAUGGAAUCAAAGAACCAUUUCUAUACCUACCUAAAAACAUAACUAAAUAUUUUAACAUAUUAUAACUAGUAUUUUACUUAAAUUUUUUAUAUUGUAUAAGUAUAAACAUAUAUUAUUGGUAAAAAAUGUAUAUGGUUUUUCAUGUUAUCUAAUUUCUCAAAAUUAUUUAAUUGGAUAAAACAUACUUUUCUGCAUGUCUACUUGUAUAAUUAUUUUCAAUGAAUAUGUUAAAAUUAUUUAAAAAGGAGCAAAAAACUUUGUAAAUAUUAGAAGAAAAAAAAACACAACAUGCAAAAGUAUUAAUUUAUUAUUAUAAUUGGAAUUAUAGUAGACACAAUGGUUCAUUAGUAGGUAUUUAUAUUAUCUUAAAUAGAGUUGAUGUAGUAUGUAGAAGAAGAUACAAGAGAAUAUUCAGUUAAAAAAUAUAAAAAUAAUCAUUAGGUUUAUUAUGAUUGACAGUUUAUAAUUAUUUAAAAAAUUAUUUGUUAAACAUUAUUUUAUUUGUUUAAUAUAAUACUAAUAGUAGGUAGUUAAAUUUCCUUUUAAACAACAAUGGAAUUAUAACUUAACUGUCAUGUCAUAGUAUGUUCAAAUAAGUUGAUGUGUGUGAGUGUAUUUAAGAAAUACAUUUUUAUUGCAAAUAAUUUACAAUUAAUAUGAAUAUGAUACAACAGAGUUCAUCAAUUUUAACAUGUACAUAUACUAUAAAAUAUAUAAGUAAAGUAUUAAGUAUUAGUUCGUUUUAGAAGAAUAUUAAAAAGUAAUUAAUCAUAAUAUGGGCAUCUUUGAGAACAUAAAUAAUUCAUUUCAAAAAAAAAUACUUGUAUUUUAAGGUUUCAUCAAUCAAUAUACGUUCUUAUACAUUUUGUAUAGACUUAUUAUAAUGUAAUAUAUAGGUACCAUUAUUCUAGUUAUACAUAUGGAUACUUAGUUUUAGUUAUUUUCCUAAUGAAGAUUUACUAUAGUAAUUGUACAAGAUUAUGUGUUUAUUAGGUAGGUACAUUAUUUUAUUUUAAUACAGGGUGAUCAAUUUAUCACGAACAUCAAUUUUCUGGGAAGGUUUAAAGUGAAUUUGAUUUCUGAUUUUUUUUUUUUUUGCAAUCAUGGAAUGGUAUAGAGAACACUAUUUUAGUUUUUUAAAUUUAUCACUCAUACCUUGAAUGAGUUUUCAUAAUACGUAUAAUUUUAAAAUAGGGACAACCCCAUAAUUAAACGCAGUGUUUUGUAUAGAAAAUAUUUUUCUAAAAGUUUGUUUGUACAUAUUAUCGAUAUUUUUAGAAAAAAAAAUUAUGUGGGAUCUUAUUUUAAAUUUGUAUACUCAUUUCAGGUAGAUAUAAAGAGUUAGAGUAAACAAUUUAAAAUUGUAUUCAAUUCUCCGAUUGAAUCUAUGGUUCAGGAUCACUCUGUAUAGCUAGUGUUUUUUUUUUCAUUCUAUUCAUUAAAAUAUGUAUGUAUUUUUACUGAUCGGUUUUUGUUGAAUGAGUUAGUUGUGCCAGUGUUCACUGACUUCACUUGUUAGUAUGUAACAAAGAGAUUAAAUAAGUGCCCUUAUGUGUAACAACUUCUGAUUAAAGAUUUCGUAUUCUAAUAUUUUCUUAAAUAGGGUUAUUCCCAGAGUUUUUUUUUUUCGUCGUGACAAUUUUAUAUUUAAAAUCCAUAUUCUGUUAUUAUUAACGCAGUUGUUAUCAUUGAACUUAUAAAAUAUUAUCAGAAAUUCUAUUAUUAGUUGUGUUUUCCCUCGUUAUUUUACGUUGUUUAGUAGUGUGGAACAGUAUAGAGUCUAAACGAGUAACGCAGCACUGUUCCAAUCGCUCAGCUAUUAUUUAUAUUCAGUUUAGUUACUAUCAACGAAAUGAUAGUGCAUAAUAAAGCAUGUCUGUGGUUGUAGACUUUGUAAACAUUAACGUUUUUUGUUAAAAUGAUUUGUGUCCAAACUGUAUUCAUUUCAGUAUAAUCAUACACUUAUUGAAACCACUACUAUUAGUAAACCGUUAUUCAUGUUUAUCACAGUUCAACAUAAUUUUACUAUGUAAAAGUGAUGUAAGGUCAAGAACUCCUAGGAGAAAUAUGCUCGGAGAAAACUGACGAAAAAUAAAAGGUAACCGAUAGUUUUAUUAUUAUUACUGUCUACAGAGAGAAAUUUAACAUUUUAAACAAAAUAAAGGAUUAUUUUUUUUAAUCUAACCUUUAACUUUUUUUUCACGUAUACACGGGCAUUAUUAUUUAUAUCUGACCGUAAUUUCGUUUAUCACCAUAUAGAUACGGAUAAAUAACACACGUGCGGUAUACAAAAGUGAAAUUAUUGAACUUUUCGUUUUUUAAACUUCGGUUCAAUGGAAAUUAAUUUUUUAUUACGCCGUGACAAGUUCAAGGGUACACGAGUUCAAUAGUAUUAUUAUAUUUUUGUAUGAUAAACAUUUAUUAUAUCGUUGAAAAAACAUUAUCACAAUUAUUACGGUAUUAUAUCGUUUUGCGUAAAUUAAAAUUGUAGGUUUAUAUCAAAUACGAUUGUUGUUAAAAAGGCGUGAAAUGAAAGUUUUUAAAAAUCCGGAUCUGCUUCGUUUGAAAUAACGAACCAGCCUGUUAAUUUUUUUUAAACUCUUAUCGUCCGCAAAUAAUACUCUCAUAUUAUAUUGUGUAAUAAUUGCAUACAUGCGGGCUUUCUUCUUUAUACACGAUGUUUAAUUCGGAUCCGUAUACCGGUAGGUAUGAUUGUAAUCCACGUGCGUGUUGUCACAGGUGCAUUUAGAUCUCUAUAAAAGAACAUGCACAACCAACAUUGAACAAAUCAAGAAAUCCUUGAAGGGUUCUGAAUUCUUUCCAAAUAAGGUUGUAGGUCAUGGUAGUAUUGUAUUAACAUCAUCUUUGCAAACUGCAGUAGCGUAUUACACUUGAGAAGUAUCCUAUGAUUUUAAAAAUAAUAUAUAUAUAUCUAUGUAUAAUAUUUUUUUCGUUCGCUUAAAAUAAUCCUAAUAUUAUACUCGUAGAGGUAUCUAAAUCCAAUAACUUCGGUAUACGAAUAUAUUACACGUUUAUCGGUUAUCACCAGGGCUCGGGACUUUAUACCGUUAAAAUCCAUGAAAAAAGGUUGAAAAUGCACUUGAAACAAAAGUGGUAGUAUGUUUUUAAAAGCCCCCUCCCUCUAAUGGCACUAACUUGUGCAAUACAAUUUUCGAACACUACACUAAUUAUUAACACAAGUUUUUAAAUAAAAUUGUAAGUAUUAUAAAAUAAUGAAAAUUACACUUGUUAGAUAAAUGCAAUUAAUGGUCGGGGGGUGAACAUUUUAAACUCCUCUGGGCUCUGUUAUUUUUUGCUUUAUAGAAUAUAAUUUUCAGAGCCCUUUUGACGUUUUGAAACUGUUUUCUGUGGAUUUCAAGUGCAUAAAGUACCGAGCCCUAGUUAUCACUAAACCAUAAACGCGAUGAAUUAAUUAUAAUUUUCGAAAAAAUGGUCAUUAAUAGGUUGGUAAACAAAUUAUUUCACAAACGCCUAUAUAAUAUACAUGGGAUAUUGGUUACCAUUGGGUUUGACGAACGUAAAAACGCAGCAGCUGUUGCAACUUGUUAAUUAAUUUUAUGUAUAUUCUGUAUACAUAUAGUGUACGGCUUGGAUGGAAAAAAAAAAUAGUGCCAAUGCUGAUCGAUUUGGAGUUUAUUUUUAACGUGUGUUAGCAUGGCCUCCAGACGUUAUUCAUCCUAAUAUUGUGCGCUAUUACUACGGGGUGGGGGCUGCUUUGUGCCUGGUACGAUUCGCGAAUCGUACUUUACGGACAACUCCGCCAGUAUUGUACGUACCCAAUGGAAUCAUUGGGCGAAUCGGUCAAUUGAAAGUUUCGCACGUUCAUUAAAAAAUAAAUUUGUCGUGUAUGAUUAAUAAAAAAAAAAAAAAAAAAAAACGGUGACAGUUUGUAUUUAAUAAAUCCGUCCUAUCCGUCAGUCAGUUGUACUUGUGAACCGAUCGCGAAAAGAGUUAACCGCAUAGUACCUAUAUAAUAUUAUUAUAGUACCUAUUCUACAUUAAAACCGUAUUGUUUUUGCGCACCUCUCUGGCGUUGUGUUGGGCGGUCGGGUACCCGAGUUUUGUUUUCGCGUGAAAUCAUGUCGUGGAUCAAGAAGAGCCUAUCGUGUUUUCGAUGUGACAACGAUAACAGAUGCGAGUGUGGUAAAAAAAACGAUUGUAAAUCCGAGGUAUCCGACAAAAAUAUCCAAUGCAAUUUUGACGAAGAGUUCGACGAUAGUGAUAAGGGUCAGUACUUGUCAUAUAUACCUACCCUAAACACGAUUUUUGUUGCGCACAAUCGGCUAGAUUUUUAUUUUAUUUUUUUUUUUUUCAAAAUUUGUCGUAUAAACCAUUCUAGUAUCCGGUUAUUUCGUAUUUUUUAAAUUAUGAUGCUGUAAAUAUUGUGUUGUGGGGUGACGAUGUCGGUACUGCCUCCCAGUCAUGGAAUAAAUAUUGUUGUUUUGCACUUCUUUCAUAUCGUUUAUAAUAAGAAAAUAAUUUGUAUCAGUUUUCCAGGAGUAGGAGCAUUGUUUGGAACCCGAAUAAAAAAAAAAAAAAAAAACAAAUUAUAUAUUAGAGAUAAUUUUCUAUGAACAUUUUGAUUGUAGUGCUGGUUUAUUAAUUUAUUGUUAUUGAAAAUUUAGACGGGUUGAGCGAGGGGAAGUGUUACCUAUUUAAAAAUAGAAUUGGUUUAUAUUCGUUGUAUUUACGACGAUCUGUAUAAUAUUUUUGAUAGUAGUACAGAUAACGUGGAAUAAUUUUGUAUUGGGUAAUUUUUUAUUAUCUAACUUGUUCCAUUGAAUGAAAAGCAAUUUUGUCUGUUUAUUGUCGUGUCGACAUAUUUUUAAAAACGUUACACAAUUACAUCCGAAUAAUCAGGCCAUCCUUAGGAUUUGAAAGGCCCAGGUCGAAAUUUUUAAAUAUUUCCAUAUUUUAUUUUGUUUUAAUUCGUAUUUCCUUUUGAACGCUAGGCCCCAAAUCUAAGUAAAAAGCGCGAGCAUUCCCCCCUCCCUUCACUCUCUAAUGACGACUCCGCGAAUAAUAAUUGUCGUGUUUACACAGAGGAAACCAUACUGAUUAUUAAUUUAGCGCGUAUAAUGCGAAAUGAUCGCAUUCUGUGAUGAAGGCGUGUCAUUAUAUUAUUAUUAUGACGAAUCUUGUCGUUUAAAGGCGUGUCGUGUAAAGGGUGCCUAAUAUACCGAAGUCAUUGCACACGGAUCGUUUAUUAAUCGCGAGGCAAGGAGUUUUUUUUUUUUUUUUAAAUCGUUAAUUCCGUAAAUUAUUAUCAUCGGCUUUUCCUAAUUACUUUAUUUAGCUGCGUAAAAACCAAAGUCAUUUGAAUUGGUUUAGUUUUUUAAUAAUUUGUGAAUGCGUACACGCGGCCUAGUUUCUUAGGGUACGGUUAUCAUUAUGUAAUUGUGUUACAGUAACGACGAUUUUCUUACGAGUUUCGCCCGGACGAUAAUCCGAUUGCUUAUCGUGAACUUAUGUAAAAAUACCGUAAAAAUGCUUGAUUCAAUGCCUACUGUCAUUGAUUUAAUCAAUCGCUAUAGUUUUGUAAAAUUAUGAUCCGUACCAUAUUAUAAAUAAUAACACGCGACACGUGCAUCAGUUAUUAACGCUUAUAAUUUAAUCGAAACAUUAUUGAUACUAGUACGGAAUUACUUUACUUAACCAUUUAAACUAUUAGCGACACAUUUUUAUGCAAGACGUAUUAUAACGGCCAAUUGAAUGUAUUUGGUUUUCGUAUCUUUCGGUUCGCCACCGACCAUGCCGGUGUAUUGGAUUUUAAUUAUUAAUUCGGUAUAUAAUAAGGACUAUGAACAUUUGAAAGUUUCGAUAACAUUGAUAAGUACCCAAGUAUCUAAUACGAAUUCAACUAAGUACAAACAUAUAACUAUAAUUUUUCAUUUAAAAAAAAUAAUAAUAAUAAUAAUCGGGAAAUGAUAUUAUUAUUUUUAUUUGAUUUGUAUUUACGAAAUACAAUUUUAAAAAAGAGAAAAUAAAAAUUAAAAAAAAAAAAUCACUUUUUGUAUACUAUGUAUCUUCCAUGUCAAAUUUUCAAUAAAUUCGAUAGUAAUCUAUGUUGUAAAGUUUUUCGAUCAUUUUUCCCUGUACAAACGCGAUUAUAGGUCAGAAUCCGAAGUAUAAUUAUUUUAUAAUUUUUAACGUACGAUUGUAAAGUCCAGAUUUCAAAAUAAACGCACGCGUUAAAUAGUUAAGGUUUGUAUAUUUUUUUAGGAAGAAUAAAAGUAUUUUAAUUUUCUAAAACAUUAAAAAAUAAUUGGGUAUUAAAUAGGAGGUAUUCACUGCCUAUAAUAAUAUAUGUUUUUGGUUGUAACGAGGUCAUACUCAUGUGUUGUGGUCAUUUUAUCAUGUUUAUGAUGAUCUAAAUCCGUUACCAUAGUUUCCGUAGGUAUAAUAGUUUAUAAGUGGGUUGUAGGCCCUUUCCUUUAAUAUUAUACAAAUUGUACAUGUAUAAGGGUUUAGGCCCUGCCUGCCAGCUUGUUGUUUCCUGUUUAUAAAUAUGUUCCUAUGGGCAACCCUGUGCAACAUAUUGUAUUAGAACCAUAUAAAAAAAAAUGUCAAGUUCAUUGCCAUUGUGGUAAUGAAAUUAUAAUUCACUUUCGGAAUUUCUUUUAAAAAGUUUAUGAAGUAAAUAUAGGUUUAAUUUAAACGAAUUGUAAGGAUUAUUAUUCUAAUACUAAAAUGUAUUAAAUAACUUAAAUUCAAUACAAAUAAGUUUAAAAUUAUAUAAAAAUAAAGACAGAUGAUAUAUAUUAUGUACUGAUAUUUUUUUUUAGAUGGAUUUAAAUAUUUGAUCACAGUGAGUUUUCAAUAAGUCAAAGUGAAUUUUUACAUUCAUUUUAACAAAUAUUUGUUUAUUAUUGCGUUUUUAAUUAUAUAUAAUAUCAAAGUCUCAAUAAUCACGCCAUUUAUUAUUAACUGCUGUUUUAUGCAUGUACUUAGUUUCAAUCAAUUUUUCUUAUAUAUUAAUAAUUGAUGUAAGAAAUAAUUUUAGAUUUUUUUUAAAUUAAAUUUUCAAUUAUUUUCAGGUCGUAUUCACAAAGCAGUUGUAUCUAGAAUGAACACUGAUACUAGAAGUAUUUCAGUUGAGUGGUUAGAAAAUGGCGAAACAAAAGGCAAAGAGGUAGUUAACAAUUUUUUUGAAAGUAACGGCAUAUAUCUUUGGGGGAAAAUAAAAAUUUUUUUGUUUUUGGUUUUUUACAGAUUGAUUUAGAUGGAAUCUUAGAACUAAAUCCUCAACUACGUUCAAAUAUUCCCACUAUUACUAAUUUGGUUGCUCAAAAUGGUACUAAUAUACCUACUACUAGCAAAUUAGCAAGGGUAAAUAUACCUAACUUUUUAUUCAUUAUGAAAGUGAUUCACAUUUGUUAAUGUGGAUCUUAGAAAUCAAACUGAAUUUGUCAUGAUUAUUUUAAUUUUUCAAUUUAUUUAGCUACUAGUUUGCUACUAUGAUAGCUCGAUAAUUACAAUAUUUUAAGUUUUAUACUUUGAUUUAUUAAUGUAAUUUUUAUUUAAAAUUAUUUAAUUUAUUUUUUCGUAUUUAAAUCAAAUUAUUAGAUAUUAUUAGAUAUUUCCUCAAAUUGUAAAAUAAUUUCUUGAGAAUUUGAUUUGUUUUGUAAGUUAAACAGUUUCCAUAUGGCAAUUUAAUAUCAUAACAUAGUUUAACUAUUUAAUGUUAAAAAAUAGUAACAAAUUAACUAUUUGUUUUAUUUUUAUGAAAUUUGAAUACUUAAUUAUUUUUUUUUAUACAUUUGUUAUAAUAUAUAAUUAAUGAAUGGUAAUAAUCCAAUAAUGUUUAUUUUUAGUAUUCCACAAAAGCUUCAAUACAAGCAUUUACAAAUAAUAAAGGCAAGUAUUUAUUUUAUUUGUUUAAUUUAGACAUUUGUAUACCCUGUCCAACUUAAAAUUAUACCCGUUAGCACAUACCUGACUGAGCACUGAAUGUUGCCGGACCUACUUGAUCGAUCUGAAACAAUUAUUAUUGAUCAAACAUCGUCGCCAUACAAUUCUGUACACUAGGCACUAUCAUCGUGGCUACUACCGUCGUGUAUACAGAGAGUUAUAAUUUCUAUCGCCAAAUAAAUUGUAAUAUAAGCACAUACCUAUACUGUUUCAGUCAAAUUAAUGGGCAACAUAGAAAAAUCACAUCAUUUAAAACAUAAAUUGUAGCAUUUAUUCAAAUUAAAACACAGAGCAUUUGUGUAAGAAAAUAUGUUUAUGUGGUUUGACCAUUAAAACAAAAUGUUAAUGAUACUUUGAUCUCUAUGUAGGUCAUGUACAAUGUGUAUUGGUGGUGGCGAGAUGUUAGGCGGGUGAGUGGAUCAAGCGGUACCAAUAUUUAUGAGUGGGAACACAUGCACGAAAACUGACUUGUUUUUGUCUGUUGCUUGGGUAUUCUCUUAACUCUUAAGUUGGACAGGGUAUAAUUAUGUUGUAAUAUUCAUAUUACACAUUUGUAUUAUAUUAAAAACAUUUUUUUUUUUUUACAAAUAUUGUCAUAGGAAAAUGUUGGUAGGUGAUUUGAAUAUUAUAUUAGUUAUCUAAAAUAUAAGUACUUGUUUACUUAUUUAUUUGAAAAAUACCCAAGUGAGAAAAAAACAAAACAGUCGUCUUGAGUUGUUUGAUUUUUAUAACUAGGGAACGGAUUUAUAUGUACUAAAAAUGCGCUUAAAUCUUCAAAAGAGCACUUCAUAUUCAAAAUAUCAAAAGUAGUAAGGGAUUUUAAAGUCCCCACCUUAAUGGUUCUAACCCUAUUAUAUAAAAUUUUCUUACACUGAUAGAUGAUAAACACAAAACAUUUUUGUUUUUAUAAAACACGUACGAAUAUAUUUGAAGAAAAUUAAUUUGUAAUGAUCGUUUUUUUAGUAUUAAAAAAUUAUUUUUAAUAAGUUAGAAACAAUAGACAGGGAACCUUUUUAAACCCUUCUACCUGUAUUGUUCUUUCAAAUAUUUUUAAGUGAUUUUUUUAGAGCUUUUAUGGCAUUUUUAAGUGCUUUUAUUGUAAAUUUUAAGUACAUAUAACUCCGUUCUUUAUAACUAAUGUUUAAAACAACAAUAUGUUUUGUUUUAAGAGUGAUAAGUUUUCUUAAUCAUUCAGUUGACAUAGUUCUUAACAAAUUAUCAGUGCUUUUAAGUGUCCAGUCUUAGUUAGGUUUCUCUGAAUUAAAACUACAAACUAUUUUUUAUCGAUAACAUUAAUUAAUUACAAUUUAUUAAAUCCAUUUAGGUUCAUAUAAAGGAACAAAACCAGUUAGUAGACAGACCAAUCAUUAUUCACCAGCAGUGAAUGGCUCUGGUGAAGUUUUAUCAACAACAGUGCCUUGUACACCUUUAAACCCUCCAUCCCAAUAUCAACAAAUUCCAGUGUUAAAACCUGCUGAUCCACCACCACCCCAGACUCAACUUACAUAUUUAUACAGCAACAACACUGCUGGAAUAACCCGUGCACCCAAUGCUGCAACAACAAAUACAGCAGCAGCAGCAGCUGCUGCUGCUGCUGCUGCAGCGAAAGACAGACGAAGUAAUGUAGUUAAGGAAGUAGCAAAAUUAAAAAAAAAUCGGGAAGAAAGGCGACAGCGACAAGCUGAAUUGAAAGAAGAAAAAGAAGCUUUAAUGAAUAUGGAUCCUGGUAAUCCAAAUUGGGAAUUUCUUGCUAUGAUAAGGUUUGUUGACUAGUUUAUAAUUAGUUUUAUCUAUUAUAUAUUAAAAACAAUAACAACUAACACUGAUAUUUGUUAUAUUUUAGAGAUUAUCAAUCUAAUUUAGAGUUUAAACCCUUAAGAGAUUCUGAAGUAGUUGAAGAUCAUCAAAUAACUGUAUGUGUCAGAAAAAGGCCACUCAAUAAGAAAGGUAUAUUUUAAUUUUAAAUGUAUCUCAAAUUUUGUAUCACUAUUAUAACUUGCAGAAUCAGGCAAAUCGCAUAGAACACUGAAAAAAAAAAAAAAAUUAUGUCGAUGCACUUCAUAUAAAUGUAUACUUUUAUUUAUUUCUAUUAUGUAAAUCAAUAUUGAUACUAUUAAUGAAAAUAAAACUGACUACAUUUAAUUUUAAUUUUUAUAGUAAGUUAAAACAGUAAAAAAUAAGGUAGGAACCUGUGAGUUUGACAUGCCUGUUGUACAUAAUUAAAAUAUUAAAUUUAUUUAUUAUAUAAACUAAAUUGAUGAGUUUUGAACCUAUCAGUUACAGUUUUAUUUACUGCUUAUUUUUAGUUUUAUUUUUAUUGUUUUAUAUUUCAGAACUUAAUCGAAAAGAAGUAGAUGUUAUUGCGAUUCCCUCUAAAAAUCAGGUUAUUGUGCAUGAACCUAAAAACAAAGUCGAUCUGACAAAAUAUCUAGAAAACCAGCAUUUCAGAUUUGAUUAUGCCUUUGAUGAAACUUGCAAUAACGAAACAGUUUAUAAGUGAGUCAACAAAAUAUUUUUCAUUCUUUAUUAUGAUUUGUCAAAAAGUCUUGUAUAAUAAUAAAUACCUAUUUAAUAAAAAUAUACAAUUUUGAACUAGAUUUUCUGCAAGACCUCUUGUGAAAACUGUAUUUGAUGGUGGUAUGGCUACCUGUUUUGCCUAUGGACAAACUGGAAGUGGUAAGACUCAUACCAUGGGCGGAGAUUUUCAUGGCAAAACACAAGACUGUAAAAAAGGCAUUUAUGCAAUGGCUGCUAAAGAUGUUUUCCGGUUUUUAAAUUCACCUAAUUACUCACCAUUAAAUUUGGUUGUUACGGCGAGCUUUUUCGAAAUCUACAGUGGCAAGGUAAUUAAGAAUUAUAAUUAUUUAUUUAUUUUUUUAUAAAUGUUUAUUUUUUUUAGGUAUUUGACUUGUUGGGUGAUAAAGCUAAGUUAAGAGUACUAGAAGACGGUAUGCAAAAGGUACAAGUAGUUGGUCUUACUGAAAAAGUGGUUACUACAGUAGAAGAAGUAUUGAAAUUAAUUAAUGAUGGUAACAGUGCCAGGUAAACAGAUUUUUUCAUCAAUAAUUAUUUAAUAAUAUUUACUGUUAUGACAUACAAAUUUUUGUUUUAUUAUUAUUCAUUUUUUUUUCAGAACUUCUGGCCAGACAUCAGCAAAUAGUAAUUCAUCAAGGUCGCAUGCUGUUUUCCAAAUUGUACUGCGUAUACCUGGUCUGAACCAAAUACAUGGAAAAUUUUCACUUAUAGAUUUAGCUGGAAAUGAGAGAGGUGCUGACACAGCAUCAUCUAAUCGUCAAACACGUAAUAUUUUUUAAUAAUUUGUUUAUUUCUUUGUAUAAUAACAGUAUAAAAUUAUAUUUACUGCAGGAAUGGAGGGCUCAGAAAUUAAUAAAUCUCUUCUUGCACUAAAAGAAUGCAUUCGUGCCUUAGGAAAGAAAGGUUCUCAUUUACCUUUCAGAGCAAGUAAAUUAACCCAAGUACUAAGAGAUUCUUUUGUUGGUGAAAAUAGCAAGACUUGUAUGGUGAGUAUUGUGUUGAAAAAUCUUAAAUAUUUUUUACAAUAUUCUUAUGACAUGCAAAAAUCACGCAUUUUAGAUAGCAAUGAUAAGUCCAGGAAUGAGCUCAUGCGAACACUCUCUGAACACGCUCCGUUAUGCUGACCGUGUUAAAGAAUUGGACGCAUCUGAUCCUGCAGCUGGUGGUGAUAUUGCUCCUAUGUAUUCUCCCCCAGCAAGCCGUUCUUCAAAUAUUUCACGCAAUUUACAGGAUGUCAGCAUGGUGAACGAUGAUUUAGCUGCUCUUAGAUCGCUUAAUGUAAAUAUUUGUUUUUAAUUUGUCGAUUAAGUUAAUAAAUACACUAAAACUUACGUUUCAAAAUAUAAUUAUAUAAAUAAAUAAAUUAAUGCCUGGAAUAUUGAGAUAUGUGUAUUUAAUGACCGGUUUCAAAUUUAAAAUUCAUCAUCAGGUAAAUCACAAAGUUAAAACACUAAUAAAUAUGAAAAAAUAAAUGAAGGCAUACAUAGAGAAAAAAUUGUACAAAUUCGUCAUUUUACACUGAAAUAAUUUUUUUUAAUAGGAGAGAUAAUUCAAAAAUGAGUUGAUUUCUAAAUUAAAAUCAAACAAGAUAUAACUUAAUAAACAGCUCCAAUAAAAACUAAAAAAAUAAACCUAAUCAAAUAUUAAAACAUUUUGAUUUACCUGGUAAUGAACUUUUAAUUUGAAACUGGUUGUACAAUAUACAUCUUAAUACUCCAGGUACUACAUUUGUUUAUUAAUUUAUUUUAUUAUUUUAUUAUAAAGUAUAAUUAUCUUUACAGGAAGGUGAAUUAUCUGCUGAUUUGUAUAAUUUCCAUGAGGCUGUUUCUCAACUCCAAGAACAAGAAGAUGAGAUGUUGGACAAACAUAAGUCAUUAUUAGAGUUUGGACAUAAAUGGUUACAAAAAGACAAGCAGUUGUUGGCUAUGUCUAAAAAUGUGGAUUACGAUCAAGAUGGUAACGGAGAUCAAAAAUCAUCCUGUUUAUUUGUUGUCCUGCAACUUUUAGCUUUACCUAUUGCUUAUGCUUUCUUUUUUUUUUUUAUACUCCCAUUUUUGGGAUAUGGUUACUUUCAAAUUUAAUUAUUAGAGUUAAUUUAAAAAAAAAAUCUAUAAUAUCUUUGAAUUUAUAGGUAUGAUAUUGAUUCCCUUUUAUCUAAUCGGUAUUAUUUAUUUAUAGUAAAUUAUUAGGCAUGAUUUUACAUUGCAUUUACUUUUGAACGGGUUUUAGUUUUUUGUCUGAUUAUGCUUUUUAAUAGCAUUUACCAUAUUUAUUUAUUUAUACCCUAAAAUUAUGGCAUUAUUUAACUAUUUUAUUUUUUGUGAUUAUUUUAUUUUUUUCAAUGUAAUCAUAUAUUUUAUAAAACUAAUUUGAAAACAAAAAUAUUAAGUUAAAAUAAUUAUUUAUACAUAGUUAUAACUUUAAAUUGGCCAAAACACGUUAGUGGGUUAUGUUUUUUUUGUCUUUCAAUAGGUAACUUAAAUUAUUUAUUUUGUAUGUAUGAUAUACUUAAUUAUUUUUAUAUAUAAACGCAAUAAAUUUAAAAUGUUACAUUUUUAUAUUUCAUUUUGGUUAUUUCACAAAGGGAUACUAACUAACUUUCUUUCACUAAUUAAAGACAUAUUUUUAAUUAUAAAAAUAAUUAUGGUCAUUUAACCUAAUAAUUUACCAGAUAAAUAAAAAUAAGUUCCAUUAACUAACCAGUAUAGGAUAUGUGUUGCUUAAAUAUACAUAGUGUAUGGAGUUGAGUCACUAAUAUAGCAGUUUUAAUAAUUAUGUAACUAGUUCUUUUUUAUCUUUGUGUGCAUUUACUUUUAUUUAAUGACUUGUCUAUAAAUAAUGAAAACUGUUCAGUGACAUAUUCAGUGACUUAUCCAUUCCACCAUUUCUGACAGUAUAAUAUAAAAUAUAAUGUAAUUAAAGCAUAAAUAUAAAAGUGGCGUGUUUUGACAACUACAUUUACUGUUUUCAGUUAUUAAUAAUGUACUGGCUAUCAUUCCACCCAUUUUUUAUAAUAAAAAAAAAAAAAAAAAUUCACAGUAAACUAUACAUUUUGGCAAGUAAUCGACCAAGUAGUAAACAAUGCAGCAAACUGUUUACUGAAAAUAGCAUUGCCAAAAUAAGCCUAAUAUUAAAUAUUGUUUACCAAAUUGCCAUGAAUGGGGUUUAAAUCUAGUCAACAUUUUAAUGCUGUUUGUAAUUUCUUUUUUUAUAUUACUGUUAAAUUUUAUAAAACAAAAAUAACUGCAUUUUUCUUGUAUUUAUUUAUUUAAUAUAAUUAAUUCUAUUAAAAGUAUUUUUUUUUUUUUUUUAUUAUUAUUAUUCCUUUAUACUUUAUUUUGUUAUAAAGACUUGUUAUUGUUAUUAUAAAUGUCACAGUAAAAUUUGCUCGUAAGUUUACUUUCUUGAUUGUUUGUUAACUGCUUGUUGUGAUGUGUGCGUAAUUUGAAAUAUAUAUCAACUCUUAAAGUGUUUCUAAUUUAAAAGUGUUGUAUUUUUAAACUUGUUGUUUUUCCAGCAUAUUCGUUGCAACUGCUCAAUUUGCUUCAAGAGAAAUUAACCACCACUCAAGAUUUGGUUGAAACUGUACUUGCGUUCAGAAAGCAAUUAACAACUGAGGAGCAAUUCAGUCAGAACAUAAAUAGAGGCGGUCACCGUUGAAAAAAGAAGUUCUCUCAUUUUCAACUUAUAAUCGUUAAAUCUUUGUUUUACAAAUGUCUGAUAAUAUAGAAAACACAAAAUAUUUUUAUAAUUUUAUUGUUUUAUGAAUACUGCUGAUAUUUAAUGUGAUUUUUUUCGGUGAUGCUACUAUUAACGGCCCAUAAACACUUAAAAAUGUUUAUUGGUAUUUACCUACUUAAAUAAUAUACUAUGUCGCUUAAGUUUUAACCUCUAAGAACUAAAACCUUACUAUUAUUAUGAGCGUCUUACAUUUUUCUUCUAACUUUGAAAUCCUUAGUUAUUUUUUUAAAAAUUAUUUUAUUAUUUUUUUUAACAAAAGCAUUUGAUUUUUAUUAUAAAUUCACAUAAUUUAAUAUAUAUUUAUAUAUAUCUUAGAAGUUAUUUAAUUAAUUGUCUUUUUCAUAUUAAUAACAAUUGUCGGAAAUAGUAAAUAGAAAAAAAAAUUAUUUCACAAUACCAUUACAUUAGUUAAAAUUUGUAUUUGUAAAUAAAAAAUUGUAAUUCAAUAAUAUUUAAAUUAAGAAUCUAUAUUAUUACUUUUUUAUCAUUUUAUUUGCUUAGUUAUUCAGGCUACAAUGUUGGAAUGUACUUUUAUAACAUUCAUUUUUAUGUAAGUCAUGUUUCAUUGAUUAAUAAUAAUUAUUAGAGUAUAAUU